Messenger RNA from Acanthosepion pharaonis, 900 nucleotides. The record is from the annotation of a GenBank genome assembly. Lineage: Eukaryota; Metazoa; Mollusca; Cephalopoda; Sepiida; Sepiidae.
AUGUGCCAUAACUUUCUAUCUAUCUAUCUAUCUAUCUAUCUAUCUAUCUAUGUCACAUCUCUCUCUCUUUCUCUCUCUCUCUCUCUCUUUAUCUAUCUAUCUAUCUAUCUGGCAAUUGUUUUAACCUUUCUUCUCUACGCUGCUUUCAUUGCUUUUUCUCUAUUUUCUUUCUUUUACUACUUUUUCUUUAAUUUUACAAUUUUAUACAUUUUCCUUUCGCCUUCCUUCUCCCGCAAAAAAUUCUUUUUUUCUUUCUUUCUUUUUGUUGUUCAGCCUACUUUUUUUACCACUCUAUCCUCGCAGCUUUCCACGACACUUCCUUCCUUCCUUCCUUCCUUCCUUCCUUCCUUCCUUCCUUCCUUCCUUCCUUCCUUCCUUCCUUCCUUCUCAAGCUUCCUUCCUUCUCAACUUUCCUUCCUUCCUUCCUUCUCAACCUUCCUCCUUUUCAAUCUUCCUUCCUCCUUUCUCAACCUUCCUUCCUUCCUUCCUUCCUUCCUUCCUUCCUUCUCAACCUUCUUUCUCAACCUUCCUUCCUUCCUUCCUUCCUUCUCAACCUUCCAUCCUUCCUUCCUUUUCAACCUUCCUUCCUCCCUUCUCAACCUUCCUUCCUUCUCAACCUUCUUUCUCAACCUUCCUUCCUUCCUUCCUUCCUUCCUUCCUUCCUUCCUUCCUUCCUUCCUUCUCAAUCUUCCUUUCUUCUCAACCUUCCUUCCUUCCUUUUCAACCUUCCUUCCUUCCUUCUCAACCUUCUUUCUCAACCUUCCUUCCUUCCUUCCUUCCUUCCUUCCUUCCUUCCUUCUCAACCUUCCUUCAUUCCUCUGUGCCCAUCUUUCCUUCCAUCAUUCCAUCGUUUGGUUUCCUUCCUUCCUUAUCAACCUUCCUUCCUCCCUUCCUGCUUAA